Quercus robur (English oak) is the source of this 723-nucleotide messenger RNA. RefSeq lists its product as uncharacterized. Gene Ontology annotation, molecular function: nucleic acid binding; zinc ion binding. Lineage: Eukaryota; Viridiplantae; Streptophyta; Magnoliopsida; Fagales; Fagaceae. The transcript is spliced from 2 exons. The coding region runs from base 101 to 454 and encodes 117 amino acids. The record is from RefSeq and is a predicted model, not a curated record.
UUUAAAUGGCAUUCCCUGCAAACAUGCCAUAACAGCCAUUUAUACAAACAUUGAGACACCAGAAGACUAUACCCACCCAUGCUACUUCAAAGAAACUUACAUGGAGAUAUACAAGGAGGUACUUCCUCCCAUGCCUGGUCAGUCAGAAUGGGCUGAGACUGGACAGCCUGCUCCCCUGGCACCUCACAUAUACAAACCACUAGGCAGACCACCCAAGCAAAGAAAGAGGGCUUCUGAUGAGCCUAGGAACCCUUACAAAGCAAGUAGACAGAACAGACCUGUAAGAUGUGGGAAAUGCAAAAAGGAAGGGCAUAACUCAAGAGGGUGCAAGGCUGGCAUCAUUGGGGAGACACCAUGGCAGAGGAGACAGAGACUUCAAAGAGAAAAAGCUGCAAGGGAAGGGGUGCCUGCACCUAGAUCUGCACCUCAGCCUGCACCUCAGCCACCAUCCUAGCAGCCUACCCAGACCUAUAACAUGAUGUCUGCCACUCAGCCUUCAUCCUUACAGCAAGGAAAUCAACCUAGGCCAUCUCACAAGAGAGCAGGAUGGUUCUCUUCCUCACAACCAGAGUUUCACACACCUAGGGAGACCUGGGAUACCUUACCAAGUUCUUCACAGGUAACUUAGUCCUGGAUGGUUGUGUAGCUUGGGAUAUUUUUUAACAAGUGGAUCUAUUUUUUAUUUUGUAGCCUUCACAUGCAAAUGGGAGCACUGGUGGUGUG